AUGUACAGCCUAGCGUCAGCUAUACCAGGGCCGAAAAACGAGUGUCCUAUCAUAGGGGUUGCGCAUAAGAUGAUGGGAGAUAUCAUGUACAACUUACAAGAAUUUUGUUACGAUUCGAUACAACAUGGUGGUUUGAUCAAAGCGUGGCUAAAUCAUAUACUUUACUUUUUGGUGACAAAUCCUACGGACAUGGAAGGGAUAUUAAAGACAUGCUUAGAAAAAGAUGAUACACAUAGGUUUCUUAGAAAGGUCUUUGGCAAUGGCAGCAAUGUAGACCAAUUUGUCGCAGUAUUCACUGAGAACAGUCAGAAAUUGGUGGAAAAGUUAGUUAGUCAUCAAGGUACAGGAAAGUUUAGCAUUUGGCCGUACCUUUCUACUUACACAUUGGAUUCAUUAGGUGAAACUGCAUUAGGUGUGAAAAUAAACUCUCAAGAUGAUCCAAAUUCUUCUUUUCUGAAGUCAAUAAAUACAAUCCUUUACCUCGUGAAUAAAAGAAUUUUCCAUUUGUGGUUGCAACCAGACUGGCUGUUUAAACUUUUUCCACUGUACAAGUUGCAUCAAAAGUGUAUAAAAGUUCUGCACAACUUUACAGACGAAGUCAUCGUAAAGAAGCGUGCUGAAAUAAGUCAAUAUAAAAAAUGCCAAUCUCAAGCUGACAAUCAUUACAAUCGAGGCGAAUAUCAAAAUAACAGUUUUCUUGACAUGUUAAUAUCAAUAUCUGGAGGUGAGAACGGAUACAGUAAUGUGGAACUUCGAGAAGAAGUUCUUACUAUGACCGUAGCAGGCACGGAUACAUCUGCUACUGUCAUUGGUUACACUUUGAUGUUGUUAGCCAAAUAUCCAAAAAUACAAGAUAAAGUCUAUGAAGAGUUAUACGAAAUAUUUGGAGACUCUAACAGACCUGUCACUAAACAAGAUUUGGUAGACAUGAAAUGUUUAGAGAGGGUAGUAAAAGAAUCGUUAAGGCUAUUCCCUCCUGUGCCAUUCAUCGUUCGCAAAGUGGAGACAGAAGUAAAAUUGCCAUCUGGUCGUAUAUUGCCAGCGGGGACAGGUGCGGUGCUGGGCAUCUGGGGUUGCCAUCGCGACCCAAAAUAUUGGGGUCCUGAUGCCGAGCAUUUUGAUCCUGAUCGCUUUUUACCGGAACGAUUUAACUUGGAACAUGCCUGCAGUUACAUGCCAUUUAGUAAUGGACCUAGGAACUGUGUAGGAUAUCAAUUUGCUCUUAUGUCGAUCAAAACAUCGCUAGCGUGGAUUCUUCGGAACAACAAAGUGGUUGGAGAACCAGAAGAUGGGCCAAUUCCUCAUAUCAAAGUGAAGUUCAGCAUUAUGAUGAAAGAUGUUACCGGUUAUCAAGUUGCUUUGGAAAAAAGACAACCAAAAUUUAAUAUUCAAUCAAAA
Brenthis ino (lesser marbled fritillary) is the source of this 1398-nucleotide messenger RNA. NCBI's taxonomy places the organism in Eukaryota, Metazoa, Arthropoda, Insecta, Lepidoptera, Nymphalidae. The record is from the annotation of a GenBank genome assembly.